GACUUCGUUCAGCUGCUGUAUUGGUCAAUCAGUCAGUAACAUAUGUUUUGAAUAAUCACAAAGCAGCUUCGCACUAGGACAAAGUACACUAGUACCAGGAGGUUCUCUCCCGAGCCCUGACAAAAACAGCUCUGCGUAAGGCUGCUUAUAGACACGAUUCAUUGUUUUAAAAGUGUGAGUUUACCAUGGAUACUGAGGGUAAGGUUAUCAAGUGCAAAGCAGCAGUGUCCUGGGAACCAGGAAAACCAUUCUCCAUUGAGGAAGUUGAGGUUGCCCCUCCCAAAGCGCAUGAAGUACGAAUUAAGAUAGUAGCAUCUGGAGUAUGCCACACAGACUGGACUUUCCUCCAUGAGGUUGGUAAAAAUAUGAAUCCCCAGCCUUUUCCUGUGGUCUUGGGACAUGAGGGGGCAGGAGUGGUGGAAAGUGUUGGUCCAGGUGUCACAAAAAUGUCCAAAGGAGACAAAGUUAUUCCUCUAGUCGUGCCACAGUGUGGACAAUGUGAACGCUGUCUGAAUCCAAAGACAAACCUUUGCACCAAAAACUGGGAGAAAACUCAGCAGUGUCUUCUUGCAGAUGGCACCAGCAGGAUCACCUGCAAGAAUCAGCAGAUUCACCAGUUUAUUGGUAUCAGCACCUUCUCUGAAUAUACUGUUGUGCCAGAGGACAAUGUCACCAAGAUUCACCCAGACGCUCCACUGGACAAAGUCUGUCUGUUGGGCUGUGGAGUGUCUACAGGAUAUGGAGCAGCAGUGAACACAGGCAAAGUCGAAUCUGGCUCUACAUGUGCAGUGUUUGGUUUGGGAGCUGUCGGACUAGCAGCUGUCAUGGGAUGCAAAGUUUCCGGUGCUUCCAGGAUCAUCGCCGUUGACCUCAACCCGGACAAAGCUGAGAUCGCCAAGAUAUUUGGAGCGACUGAGUUUGUGAACCCUAAAGACCACAGUAAACCCAUUCAGGAGGUGCUGAGGGAGCUGACUAAUGGUGGCGUUGACUUCUCUAUUGAGUGUGUGGGAAAUGUGGAAGUUAUGAGGGCGGCUGUGGAAGCAUGUAGUCCUGCAGGGGGAGUUUGCGUGAUGGUGGGCUGGACUCGGAAGGGAGAACUUACUCUGGUCUCUGAGGAUAUUCUGAUAGGAAGAACUCUGAAAGGCUCCUAUUUUGGCGGUUGGAAGAGUGCUGAGGCAGUGCCCAAGUUGGUACAGGAUUAUAUGAAUGGGAAGCUUCUGCUCGAUGAAUUUGUGACACACAAACUGAGUCUAGAUCAGGUUAAUCAGGCCUUCGAGCUUAUGACCACCGGGAAAAGUGUUCGUACAGUGCUCAAGAUGUGAAAUGUAGGCAACUUUGUCUUUAAACCAAAGUGUUUAUAUUCUGUUAUGACAUCAUAUCCAUCAAAGAUUCAAUGUUGUCAUAAUGCAAUGUGAAUACAGCUGCAUAGAUCUCAACCGUUCUCAUUGGUCCCAAAUCCUAUACAGCAUAAUUAUACAAUAAACAUUUAUUAACUUGUCACGUCAGUUAUUAUGGUUUCAUAUGUACUGUACAGAGAAGUAUGCUUUAAGUAUUUAAAGAAAUAUGCUUCUUUAAAAUACUUAUAUUCUCAAGGAAUAUGUAGCUUUUUCAUACAAUAAAGCUUAAUCUGAUGCAUGUGA
This is a messenger RNA of Labeo rohita (rohu), 1640 nucleotides long. RefSeq names its product alcohol dehydrogenase class-3-like. Gene Ontology annotation, cellular component: cytosol. Lineage: Eukaryota; Metazoa; Chordata; Actinopteri; Cypriniformes; Cyprinidae. The transcript is spliced from 10 exons. The coding region runs from base 186 to 1322 and encodes 378 amino acids. Gene Ontology annotation, biological process: formaldehyde catabolic process. Gene Ontology annotation, molecular function: S-(hydroxymethyl)glutathione dehydrogenase [NAD(P)+] activity; zinc ion binding. The record is from RefSeq and is a predicted model, not a curated record.